This is a messenger RNA of Papaver somniferum (opium poppy), 2581 nucleotides long. RefSeq lists its product as uncharacterized. The coding region runs from base 151 to 2061 and encodes 636 amino acids. The record is from RefSeq and is a predicted model, not a curated record. Lineage: Eukaryota; Viridiplantae; Streptophyta; Magnoliopsida; Ranunculales; Papaveraceae. Gene Ontology annotation, molecular function: protein binding. The transcript has 2 exons.
AGACAAUAAAGUUUUGGGUGCAAAUAUCCUGCCACUACCUGAUAUAUAGUACUCCGAUCUGAUAAUUGUGGUUUGUGAACCCUACAGACAGUACCCGCCUCAACCAACUUCAUUUCCAAAAACCUAUCUCUGUCUCUCUCUUUCCCUCUCAUGUCAGUCAUGGAUCUGCAGAGUAAUCAGAAAAUCACAACCCCCAGAAAUAGUCCUAACAAAAUCCUCAUGGAGCUGAAUUGCUCAAACCCAUUUUGUUUCUUCUGUGUCAUGAAAGAGACAAACCCAUCUUUAAGAAAAUCAGGAAUAUCCAAAUGCUUCAGAGAAAUACCACUUAAACAUGAUCAGGAGCAUGUUCUUGUUCUUAGUACUCUCUGGAAUAUUGCAAUGACACAUCCCAAUGAUCCUGAAUUUCCUUCUUCAGGUGUCUUUGAAUGCAUGGCUAGUUUACUUCGUAAAGGUCUUCAUAAUAGAGAUUGGCUUCUCAGAGAUCAAAAUAUAUACAUACCGUAUUAUGCUGCACAUAUUAUCGGUUCUUACACGAUGAAUAAGAUCGAAUUUGCAGAAAAAGCUGUAAAAUCAGGUGUUAUUUCCCCAUUAAUGGAGUUAAUGAGAGGAAAAAUGAGUUGGGUUGAACAAAGGGUUGCAGUUCGUGCAUUAGGCCAUCUUGCUAGUUACAAAACUACUUUCGAUUCCGUUGCUGAACACGAAAAGGAGAUUAUCGAAUUAGCUAUGGAAAUUGCUUCAACUUGUCUUGAUGUGGUGUACUUUAAGUUUGCUGCAGUGAAGGAUAAGAAGAAAAGGUUAAGGUAUCAUUGUGAUUUACUUACCAGAGGUGUUGGAGGGUCAGAAAUGGAGAAUGUCAAAGCUGAAGAAUGGGCUAGUCAACUUCAAUGUUGGUCCAUUUAUCUUAUAAAUUGCUUUGCUUGUAAAGAAAGAUCUUUAAAUCUUAUUUGCAAACCAGGGUUUUUAAAAGAUUUGAGCAUGAUGUGGGGAGGUUUAGUAAAUCAUACAUCACCUUGUGGCAUUGGAUUAAUAAGAAUUUUGUGUUAUAGUAAAAAAGGAAGAAAAAGUAUUUCAGAAUCAAAGCAUGUUCUACAAAGUCUCUGCAAUCUUGCAAGAUCUUCAGACGAUUGGCAAUAUAUGGGUAUUGAUUGUCUUCUUUUACUUCUUAAAGACCAAGAUACUCGAUUUAAAGUCAUGGAGAUAUCAGUAUUAGUUCUUGCGGAUCUUGUGGAAAUGAAAACCUUAGGAGGAAUACGCAAAAGAGUUGGUGAAUCCAUUGCGGAAACUCUCUUACUCGACUUCAAUGAAACCAAGAACGUCAGCUGCAGCAAUGUUGUCGAAAACGCGUUAAGUGAAGUAUGGCAUUGGAGAGUAGAGAGAAGACAAAGAGAGAUGGAAUUCAGUGAAGAUGAGAUAGAAGAAAGAAGGGUUGUAGUGGGUGCAAUGAAACAACAAGGAAACGAGAGUUUCCGGUCGGGAAAUAUCGAAGAAGCUAUAAUGAAAUUUACAGAAGGUAUAAACUUAUGUCCAUUGAAAAUGAGAAAAGAAAGGAUGAUUCUUUAUAGCAAUAGAUCUCAAUGUUAUUUACUAUUAAGAGAGCCAGAUUUAGCUAUUAGUGAUUCAACCAGGGCAUUAAGUUUGUCGUACCCGACGAAUUCGCAUAAUAAGAGUUUAUGGAGAAGAUCACAAGCUUAUGACAUGAAAGGAUUAGCUAAAGAAAGCUUAAUGGAUUGUAUCAUGUUUGUCAAUGGCUUGAUUAGUUCCGACCAUAAGGAGAAUAAUACUAAGGUUCCUUACUAUGCUUCACGUAUGAUCAAUAGACAAAUGAGUGUUACGUGGUUAUUUGCUGCUUCGGAGCGUAAGUUAAUUCAAGGGGUCGAAAAAUAUGAAUUGGAUGGUUAUGAAGAUGAUUCUGAUUACGACGACGGCAACAAUGAUGAUGAUGAUGAUAUCAUGAGGAUGACGAAAGUUUCUAUGCCCGGUCUUUCACCCAUCGAAGAAGACGAUGAAGGAGAGCUGUUGAUGACGAGGAGGAAGAAGAAGACCUCGCCAUGGAGACGGUAAAAUGUAAAUGCGAUGAGCAAUGAAACAAUUAUACUCAUCAAUUAAGCGAAUCGACGGCCCAAAUCCCAAAUCAAGAUCUUUUCUUUUUUUGGUGUCAACACCCAACAAAUUCAGUCCAUAUGGGAUCAGCAUGGCCAUUGACAAUCCAGCUUGCCUUCUCGAGCGACAAAAACACAUGCUUGUACGGGCAGUGGAUUAAAUAAUUUGGGGCGCACCUAUGUUUACAUAUCCUUCCAGAAAUUCCAAAAUUGUGUCAGAAAAUUAACACAUGAGAACGUACAAUCUUUUGUGAUAUACCGAAUUUGUAAGAAGAAUACGAAAUCAAUGAAUGUCCGAUUGUAAGGGGUAGGGUUAACAUGAUGAUGAUCAUGGGGCCGGAUAUUUGGGGUACGAAAAAUUAUAUGAAUUCAUGCAUGAAUCAGUUAGGUGCAUUAUUGAGGGCCACUCCAUUAUAUUACACCCAUAUCUCUUGCAUUGUUUAUCUUGGAUCACCUUAAUUAAGUUGAUUGUAUUUACACAA